Molecule: messenger RNA, 279 nt
Organism: Symbiodinium natans
Lineage: Eukaryota; Dinophyceae; Suessiales; Symbiodiniaceae
Source: the annotation of a GenBank genome assembly
AUGCGAAUCACGGAGAUCUCGGAGCGGCUGCCGCUGAAGCGCAGCAUUGGUAUGGAAAUGGUAUCUUCGGAUCCUCCGGUGGAAUACUCGGCGCGCAACGACAGCAUCACACUCAGCGCCAUCACCCACGCCGACCGCCCCGCUGUGUAUGUGGAGUUCACCUCCGACUUCUCAUCUGAUGCCACGAGAGAGGUGCUGGAGGACUCGAAAUUCAAGAAGCGCGAGUUCUUCGACGACUUGGUGGCCUUCAGCGGCAGCGCCGGCAGUGCUGCUGCGUGA